This is a messenger RNA of Leishmania braziliensis MHOM/BR/75/M2904, 12582 nucleotides long. RefSeq lists its product as hypothetical. Gene Ontology annotation, molecular function: protein binding; RNA binding. Bases 1 to 12582 code for a protein of 4193 amino acids. Lineage: Eukaryota; Euglenozoa; Kinetoplastea; Trypanosomatida; Trypanosomatidae. The record is from RefSeq and is a predicted model, not a curated record. The transcript has a single exon.
AUGGAGUAUUUUUACAGCACAAACGCGGCGGAGCUCACGCCGUUGAAGAUAGAGCUUGUCGACUUGGUGUCUUCGUGUCUGAUGAAGGAACCUCCUUUUGAGGAAACAGUGCCCGGGCAGCCUCCACAAACCGCAGCACCUACCGCGCGCUCCACGACGGUGGGUGAUGCAGCGGUAGGUGUGGCUCUGGCGCCACCCCCGAGGCGAUCAAACGACAGUGCGUCGACAGUGGCACAGAUGCGCGAGUUGGUUCACCUCAUUUCUCGCCAAGACGGCGAGUUCGUGUUGAAGUUGGCCCUCUACGCUCGUCACGAGCUACACCUGCGUCGCUCGCCGAGCUUCCUCGCCGCGCUCUGUACCCGAGAGCCGAACUGCAUUCCAUUUCUGAAGCCGUACAUGGAGAGAAUUAUCGUGCUACCGUCUGACUGGUUGGCGGUGGCUAACUUUGCGUACUUCUAUGACUGCGACGCCGCUCACGACUACGCUGGGACGCUGAUGUACCCAGCGAAGACAAAGCGCGAUGCUCACACAAACAAGUCCGCUGCCCCAAAUGCUCAUAAGCGCUCCUCGACUGCCAUCGCUGCCGAUCGUCUGCAGUGCUGCAGCCCCAACCGCUCCCCAAGCUCGACUGACAAGUGCAGUCCUGCACCUUCAGCUGUCGAGGCGUGCAGCGGCAGUGAAAGCCUCCCAGGGACCAACCCAUUAGCGAGCAGGACAAGGACAAAAGCCAAGGGCGGCCACCACCAAGGCUCGGCGCCCCGCAGCCCGACCCACUCCUACAUCCCCGCGGCGCUGCGCAGUGCCCUCGUGGGCACCUUCACGAAGUUCUCCAUCUUUUCCAUAGCUAAGUACGACAACGAAGCGGCAGAGCACCGCGCCAAGCGACGCCAGGUCAGGCGUGCUCAAGCAGCCGCGGCAGCGUCGAACACCAGCGACUCAGAUGGGUCGAGUGCUGCAGACAACCGGCUUGCCGCACCGUCACGCCGAGCCCGCCCACGGACGUUUACCUUUAAGCAGCUCAUACGCAUGCUGCACAUCACCGAGCCAGCGUACAUUGUGUGCUGCCUCCUGGGCAAGCGCUAUCCGACCAACGAGGAUGACUUCCGACGCAUGAAGCUACAUCUCACUGAUCCGACGUGGAAGCCGGCGUCGCUGAAGACACGUGUCGCAUCCUCGGCAAAAGGUGGGCACUCCUCGAAGGACACGGACGGCCGUGCUGUCAUAAGCAAUAGCGGCGGUGAUGUCCAGGAAGAGGAUGAAAGUCACCAGGAAAAGGCGGAGUUACCGUUUUGCGUCUUCGAUGCUCGCCGCGCCGGACAGCGGAUGCGUCUUCCCGUGCCAGAGACGUGGGAAACUCAGCUGUCCAAGGAGGGCAACACCGGCCGUGUCUGGGACGAGCUGAUCUCCUCCAACGCCGUGCCGUACAUGGCCCUUUUGCGCAACCUGCGAAACAUCCUCACACGUCUCUGCUCCGCCAAGACUCACAAGCGCGUACUGGAAAAGCUAGUAGAUGAGCAGCAAGUAGCCGCUAGUCAGCAGCUGCCCUAUCGCUUCUACAGCGCUUAUCUGGCUGUGCAGCAGAUCGGCAAAUCGCUGGCAUUUCUCGAUACGCUGCGUACCAUGCCGUGGGGGGAACGCCCCACAAAAGAGAAAGCGGUUUUCGCGAGGAGCCGUGGUGGCCGCGGACGAAGCCGCGCCACCGUUGAAUCGGAGUCUGCUGCCGGAGUCGUUAGCAAGGCAGUAGUAGAGGCAGCCAAGAGCUUUGAGCGCCCAAUGGUGCCGCGACCGUAUCUACGACGGUACUUGGCUCAGUACUGCGCUGCACUCGACUCCGCCAUCAACACAUCGGCACGGCUGAAUGUGAUUCCAGCGAAAGGGACGUCUAUCGUUAUUAUCUGCGUCACAUCCGCUUUGUUCGAGCCCAUGUCUGCGAUGGGUGCGGCCGCUGCCACACCGACGUCGAUCCAACGCAAGGUGGAUGUCACAGCAUUACUAGUGGCCAUGCUCAUGCGCAGCUGCGAGCAGUGUGUCGUGCUAAUCUACUGUUACGACGAGUACGUUGUAUUUCGAGAGAACGACCUGGAUGAGAAGACAAUGUCGAAAGGGACAUAUGACGAUGACGGUGACAGCCACAGCAGCUGGGGCAGUGAAAGCAGCAGCAACAACACGGAUGAAGCCACUGCAGGCGAGGAUGACCUCCACGCCAUGUCGAACCCGCUCCAAAGGCCGAGCGCCACAGCCUCACAAGAAGCUGCACCAGGGCUGAUGCGACUCGUUGACACUCUAACCGCACGCUGCUCCUCGCUACUGGAGCGGAAGCGGGAGGAAGUCGGGGUCGAGUGCGUCGCGACUUCCUUCGCCAUGUUCGCAGCUGCGGCAGGUGCGCAGUUUCCGUAUGCAUUCUUUGAUGAAGUGAUCGAGUGCAACAUGCGAGUUGAGUCCUUGCUUGUAUUCGACGAGGGGGUUCAUCGCACCUAUGCCAACAUGAACCGCAACGCCCCUGCGUUUGGUGAUCUCCCGACAUAUCUGUCACGGCUGCGGCGCACGUCCAGCCCCGACUUGGUGUAUGUCGGCGUAAACUUGAAAGCCUCGAACCCCCCCACUGCGAAGAGGGUCUCCCAGAUGCUAGGAACUGCGGUCGCUCCGGUUACAGCAUCAGCUGCGAGUUCUCCAGUGCCGGGGAGCGGUGCCGCAGUAGCCUUGGAGAAAGAAGCGGUGAAGCUUCGUUUUAGCCACCACAACGAUGUCCUUCUCACCGGAUUUAGCGACUCGAUAUUGCGCCUCGUAGCGGUGCGGACAGGCGGCGGAUCACUCACAACGAUCGAGCGAGCAGCAGAGACCUACCACGUGUCGCUCCUCUCUUCACGCGCAAGUCAAGCGACCUGGGCGGAGCGCUCUAAGGUGCUGAAGGUGCUGGCGGCGCUAAGAGGGGGCCAGCAGUCGCACAUCGGUGGCGGGGACGGCUCACCCGAAACGUCGCCCGCUCUGGGUCCGCUCAGCUUCAAGAGCUGUGUCGAUCCCCUCACACAGUCCGGCACCACCACAGCUACUCACAGGCAAGGUUUCUCGUUCCCAAGCUCAAAGACUUCAUUGGUGUCGCAAACAAUGACCGUGCCUGCGGUGGUGCUACCCUCCUUCGACGCUGAUGGAAAGGCAAUCUCCGCAACUGGGUGGGACUGGAAUCGUAGCUCACUUGGCAGUGAUCGGCGGCUGCAGUGGCUGGCGAGUAGCACCGCUGGCCUGUCUACCAUGUCCUCGGCCUCCGCAGCGUCGUCGGCAUACGAUGCGGAGGCGCCAGCAAAGGGCCCCAUAGCACUGCCAAGUAUACGUCGACUACUCGCCAAGCCAUCAUUCGCUGAAUCUGAAGUGACAGUGGCAAUGGCCAGCGUCAGUGGCACGGAUAGCAGCCCCGGCGCGGCGGUAGGGGCAGUGCGUCACCGGAAUGCCAGUGAUGCCCGAGAGAGCGAGCCAGCAUGGCUGGGCGCUGAGGGCAAAAAUGUGUUGCCUGUCUUUCACCCUCAGCCGGGCAUUUCGAUUGUAAAGCUCCUCUCCAGGUCGUCGAGCUCGCGCGGCGAUGGCGCCGCGAAGACGGCUGGCGUCGAUGCAGCAUCGGACUCUGGCUCUGCGCGCACCGAUCGUUGCAAUCAAAAAAGGGCCGGUGACGCACGGCUGCACGCGCAAGCUUCGCAGCGCCAACAGACAGAAUCGACAGUCUCCGCCACUGCAGGCGUUGCUGAUGCUGCUGCUACGACGACCGUCACACAAGUCAAAGCGAGCGAAAGAUCGGCAACGCGGCGGCGCCGGCUGGAUCAGGCAAGCCAACCGCCGCCGCCUGCCGCGUCAGAGGUAGUUCGCCGCCUCCUCACUUCCUACCGUGUGUGCCGCUUCUUCAUCUCUAGCACAUUUCUCGAUAUGAACAACGAGCGCAACGCCCUCACACUCGACAUCUUUCCGCGGCUGCGACGGUGGGCUGCCGAGGCGGGGCUGAAGGUGACCUUGCUGGAGGUGGAUCUGCGUUGGGGCAUUCCUGCACUGGCGACAAGUCGAAACCUCUCCACCUCCGUGUGCCUGAACGAGGUAUCGCGGUGCAGCCCAUUUUUCUUUGGCAUGAUCGGUGCGCGCUACGGCUCCUGCCCACCGACGCCACUUCAGCUAGUAAUCGACGAAGACGUGGAUACAGAGGACUACGCCUGGAUGCAGGAGCUGUCGGACCCACACGUCUCCGUGACGGAGCUUGAGAUGCGCCAUGCCGUGUACAACGCGAAGCGUCGCCUCGGCAACGACGAGGCCCCGUCAUCGGCGCUCUUCUUCGCUCGUGAUUCGCCGCACCUCCUCUCCACGUUUGGUCCAACGGAGUCUGCAUGCCGCGCUGUCUAUGAGGCAGACUCACCCAGCGCUGCCGAGGCAAUCGCACGCCUCAAGCAGCGGAUCACAGAGAGCGGAUGCAAACUUGUUUCUUACCAGGCUGAGUACAUUGGCUCAGCCAAAGCACUCCUGCCAGGCGCAAUUGGGUGUAGCAGCGGAGGCGCACCACUCCUCGCUGGAGGUGCCAACCGAUCUACUACGAUGCGCAGCGGCGCGCGGGAGAUGAUGGAAGAUGACCUCGGUCGGUGGGUGGUGCAAAGCCGCCACGGCUUUGGUGGCAGCGCUGGACAAGCCGCUUUCUCUACGAGUGGAAGCUCCGGUGUCGACAGUGGUGACGCGAGCAAGGCAAGUUCUCUCUGGUCGUUCGUCAAGGCCCGCAUCACUGAGUCGGAGGAAUCGAAGAGGUUGACGUCGAUGGACGCACCGAUUGAUAUGACGGACUUCUCUAACAAAGCGUUUCACGCGUUGCAAGAGGUCAUCUGCCGCGUGUGCGGGGUGUGUUCAGCGCCGGACGAAGACGCGACGGAAAACCAGCAACGACACGCUGACGGGCGUGCGGCAGAUGCUCAUGAGCCAGAGAAAAAUGCAGGGACGCAUGAGCGUGCGAGGAUUGCAAUACCGUUAACAGCAGCGACUAGUGAGGCAAUAGCUACCGAGGUACCUGACAUGUACGAGAUACUUAUAGUGGCCCAGAGCGAGUUUGCGCGCAAGCUGAGUAACUUGUAUGCCGCUCCAGGUGGACUCUUGGAGCAGCUCUCGAACUUCGUGUUGAACGGCACCCUUGGCGUUGCGGACGACAGCGACACUCCGAGCGAGGCCCGCGCGGAGAGGCAGAAGGGUGUCGCAGCGCACGACACCAAACACCAUGACUACGUGACGCUGUCCCCCUUAUCCGAGGGCGCUUAUGACAGUCGUCCAGUCCGAGGCGCCUCCUCGCUACCGCCGCCCCCGCAGCCCCUCGUCAUGCACGCAGCUGCGCGAGGAGGCGGCACGAGCUCCAUCCUACUCUUGGAAGGCUGCGACGGGGACGGGAAGUCGUCAGCGCUGGCGGCGUUAACGGUGCUCGUUCUCGAGCCGAUGCACAAGUCAUCCGUUCCUGAAACAACUCCGCGCUUCCUAUUUUACUCUACCCAGGCAGAGGACGACUCAGUGCGUGGCCUGCUCUUCUUCCUGGCCAAGUCUCUCCGGGUCUUCUUCCAGCUAUACGGCGAAGUCUCGGUGCGUGACACGGACUCGGUCGAUGAACUCCUCCUUGUGCUGGAUCAGGUAUACUCCGCAAUUCAUCACCGCUUCGAGACAUCCCGCAAUGGCGCCGGCAAGGCUAUCGCCGCACAAGGAGAACGGAGCUCGAAUGGCGAUCGGAGCGCCACUGGUCAACCAACGGCAGGAGCGAGUCAGGUAGCUCUUGUUGUGAUCCUGGACGGACUCGACAAGUCCUCCGAGGCUGCGGAGCUGGUCAGUCUUCUGGGAACAAUUUUGCACCCGCUGGCCACGCAGCACAUCCGUUUUGUGGUGUCAGCGUCCCCGCAGUCGUCGGUGGCCCGCGCACUGCGCAUGCGUACCCCACCAAUCCGCGUACUUGCAGUGCCCACUUUGAGUGAGGGCGAACGCGCCGAGCUGGUACGGCUGCAUCUAGCCAACUAUGGCAAAUUUUUGGAGGAGUCUUUUACGGCAGACGAGCUGAAGAAUCUACUGCGCAAGAGCGACGCCGGUCGUCCCAGCUACCUUAUCUCUGCGAUCACGCACCUUCGCCUUUUCAGCACCUUCGACACGCUUCGCGAGGACAUCCGCUCACUCCCGGCGUCGCGCGCAGCCCUACACAAGCAGCUCUUCCACCACCUGCAGUCCCGCUUCGAUCCCACCACGUGCCGCGUCGUGCUCAGCAUUCUGCUACUACGUCAGCCCGCUGGUGGUGUCUUGGAGUUCAACCUUUACCGCCUCGUGUCGGAUGUCGCCACGGCGUCGCGGCUGGUGACGCUACUGCGCGGCAUUUGCCUUGACUCCCAUCACGCACGGUUGUUCAUCAAGUCGUCCACCUUCGUCGACGCCAUCGCACGCACGUUUUUCCGCUUUGCCUCCGAUUACCAGAGCGCGCAGGAACGCGUUCUCCUGGCGGAGCUGCGCUACCAGCCCAUCGACGUCUCCCUCGAGGAGCAGGAGGUGAAAGUUGGCCUGCGACAAGUCACGGAGUCGAUCCACCGCAGCUCGGCUGACCCACUCACGCCGCGCACAUUUGUGCCGGAGCGUUACGCGCCUCGGGAACUGCUCGGGAUGCUGCAAGGGUCAGUGCAGGCGUGCCGGCUUGACGUGACGGCCGCAUUGGUGUGCCACCUGCCGUUUCUAGAAUGCCUACUCGUGAACCGCCGCAUGCUAUCACAACUACUCGGGCUGCUCUCUUCCGUCGUCAGUGCAACGACGUCCGCGUCGUCCUUAGUGCUUGACACAUCGGCUGUUACGGGGGUAACACAGUCAGAGGACGAGGAAAGCACAGAGGACAGCUGUAACGCCCGCCCGCUCGCAAGCUACAGUGCUCUGGCGCUUCGGUGGCGACAAUACCGAAGUGAGGUUCGGCGUCUCGGUGGCGUGCUGGACAUUUUGCAGCGGAACUACCACGUGCUGUUACGUCAACCUGCGCUGCUGCGUCAGUGCGUGUGGAACACGGUCGGGCCGGCAAUGUGCAUCAGCACCUACGAUGCGACCUCGACCGCGUGCCUGCAGGCAGCGUUGCAGGCAAUGACAGCCAGUAGCGACACCACCUCGAACAAUGUGCAUGCGCGCCUGCAAGGUGAACUUCAGCGACCCCAAGGUACCUCGGCACCCAUCUCUGCUGCGCCGUCUCUUAACACGCCCAUCUCCAUGCUCUCCACAAUGUGGGUUCACUGGCUGAAUGCACGACAGCACGGCGGUGAGGAUCGCGUGAUGCUCACCACUGCUUCCCCGAAGCCGAUACGGUGCAUGGCGAUGAGCCCGGAUGGGAUGGAGGUGGCUCUUGGUGAUGAUGAAGGCGUUCUGCGCCGCGUAUCAGCGAACGAGGACGAGCCACAGCAGCUGCACCGCUCACAACUGGCACUGACAGAGACCGAGAGCGUAGGCGGAGCAGGCGGCGUGAGACGGCGUCGUGUGGCAUCGGCGCUUCGGCACGAGUCCGCUGUCACCGCUGUGCAGUACGUGGCCCCCUGCAGUGCUGGCGGUUCCACAGCAGGCACCAAGUGCACCGGCGUGCCAGUUAACCUGUCCACGUCUACUGGCACGGCGCAGCUGCUUGUGUCGGGGUGUGCCCGCGGCCUCUUGUACGUGUGGAGUCUUGAGGAUAACUCCCUGUUGCAACGCGGUACUGGCCACCUGCGCGCCGUUAGCGGGCUUGUGUGCCAUCCGCUGGAACCAGCAGUGCUGUGCUCUUGCAGCCACGACUCUUUCAUCAUGCUCUGGGGCGUCGGCAGUGCAGGGGCCGCGUCGAGGCUGUGCAGCGAGAUCCAAGCCGCGCUGGUCCUGCGCAUGCCUAAGCACCCGGCCGGCUCUGCCGAGCGGAUUCAGCAGGAGCGGCUGCAGCAAAGGGCAAGGGGGAAUGUCAACGGCCAGCCACGUGUUAGGGGUGGUGGCACCGAAUCUGCUGCGGUGCGGCACCGCGCACACGCCCUGACCGCCGGCACCGGCGGUAAGCAGACGCCCUUCCAAGCGUCGCUCACGCCUUUCCACACGGAGCGGCAGCACCACACCCCUGUUGAGGCCGUCGCCUUUCACCGCUCUGGCGACAUCUUCGCCAGCGGCAGCUGGGACGGUGUACUCGUACUGCACAACACCCGUGAACUGUGCACACCAUCGCCACUGAUUACACCAGAGAUGAAGGUGUCAUUUGACUCAUCCAAGCCGACCCGCGUCACGAGUCGGCGUUCACGCCACGCCGAGCUGGUCUGGCGCACCCGGCACGGUCCAGAGCGUCGGCAGGUUACGUUUCACUCGACGAGGCUUGCACUGGACUCAUCGGUGCGCGCGCUUUCCUUCUCCAACUCGCUCACCGUCACCUGUGUGGUGGGCUGUCAUAACGGCACGGUUGUGGUGGUCGAUCACGCCUCUGCUGCGGUGGUGGCGCGGUGGGCAUCGCUGCACGCCGCCCCUGUCACGCGGCUCACCGCGUCGUUGGAUGGCCGGUGCGUGGCCUCAGCCGACGAGCACGGCGUUGUGCGCUUAACAUACAUUGGCAUCACUGGAUCGGUCUUUGCCACCUUCAGCGGUCACCAUGGUGCUGUCACUGGCUUGUGCUUCCGUCCUCCGCGCACAGGCCAAGACGAGGACGUCGCUGGUGGGACUGAUCCUCUGCAAGCGCCUCCAACGGUGCUGCUUACCGCUGGAGAGGAUAGUACAUUGCAGGCAUGGAGAGUGGACAGCAGCGGCAGUAGAGGCUUCGGGACUAAGACAGCGAUGUCGAGGCGCCACCUGAUCACCGCACACUGCACAGCUAUAACGGCGGUGGCAUCGUCGUGCAACGGCCAACUGAUCGUCACCGGCUCUGCAGACGGUACCGCGGUUGUGUUUCGGGUGCCGGAAGAGGAUGACGAUGACGAUGUCACCUGUGGGGGGCCAGGUGGAGCUGCAGCUAGCAGGGACUGUGCCAGCUGCACCGCCACUUUGGAUCCAUCGAAAGCGUCAGGAAAGAGAAUGAGCCAAGCCUCCGCGACUGUGGCGGGAAACGCGCAGACAACACGUCCACUGAAGCCGGCUUUCAAGCUGAAGCACGACCACGGUCGUGUUACAUGCAUCCGUCUAGCACUGCAUGACACGCGGAUCGUCGUCGGCGUCGUAUUCGGACUUGUGUACGUGUGGUCAUCGUCUCCAGGGUUAAACCUGGUGGAGGGGCGCUUGCUACUCCGCAUUCGGGUGCCUGAGCAUGGUCUGUACCCUGUCAUCUCGCUGGGCGUGAUGGAGCGGAGUUGUGCGGUAGCGGUGGUUGGCGAUCGAGGUCAAGGCGUGGCCGGCACGGACAGAACUGCACAGCAAGCCCGGGGCGCGGAGACCGCGUUAACGCUCGCCACCGCUGCCACCGUCCUCAUGUCACCACCAACGGAAAAGGAAGAUGAGUGCAGCGCACUCGUGACAGCUGUGUGCGCCAACGGCGAUGUGGCCGUCUUUAAGCUGCUCGGCGACGCUGUCUCGCUCGUUAUGGCAGCGGACAAGGCACGCCGUCGACAACGCCAGCUGUGUCACCAGCGCCGUACCAGCUACAGCGCCACUAGCGUCCCUCAUGGCGCCUUCACACGCAACGGUAGUUUCAGCUGCUCAAGCAGCGCGGAAGCCUUGGAUUGUGUCACGACGGAGGUCGGCACAGUGGCGGCACCUCCGGCAAGCAAGAGCCUCGGCUGGAUCGAGAGCGGAAGGACCCAUGGUGAGGUGACGCCCCAUGCUGGCAGCACCGCCACAACCGCCAACUCAACGCCGCACACGGGAGAAGCAAACCCUGCACCAACGCAGGUGGGGUGGCGGCAACUCAGGCCACCCACAACUGACUGCGUUGCGUAUGACCGGAGUGGCGCCCCUCUAGCCGCGAGUGCGUCGCUCAUACCACAAGAGGUACCCCUCAUCAAGGCUUCUCGGCGCCCACGACAGAUGCUCGAUCGGCGCGCUCAGAAGCUGCAGCACCUGCUGUCUCGUUGUCGUGCAACAGAGGUAGAGCUGUGCAAGAGCUAUCACCUGCACCUGCAUCGGCAUCGACUGCGCUGGGCACAUGCUGCGGACGCAGAGGAAAUUACGAGCGUGGUUUGGCUCAGCUCACAAAGCCUGAAGCUUCCCCCCUCGGACAACGUAGCGGAUGAGGUCGAGGGAAAGCAAUACAGGCUUGCCCUCGUUGUGGCACAGCGACAGCUGUUCUUGCUCUUCGGCAAUGGACGUGAAAGCGCCUUGAGCAGGUGUCUCACUGUGCGCGUUCCGUCGCACCCCCCUGAUGGCGUCCCACCGCUGACGAGUUCCAUUGGAAUAAUGCCAGAAGAUGGAACCGCGGUUGGGGCGCAGGAGUGGGGCACCAGCGGCUAUGCGACGAGCGCGCAGAAUGACGCAGUGCCUCUAGAAGCCGCGGAGACCACUGCGGCAGAGGAGUUCGAGGUGGAUCUCAGCCACAUCCUUUGCGAAGACGAGUACUUCACGUCUGCUAGCUCAGCUGUCGAAGUUGCAGGUGUGGCACCGUCAACGGUGACGGCAGAGGUAAUACGUUGGUUUGCUGUCGCCGUCACCACCAGUCAUGGUGAAGUUCUCCUCCUUCGCCUGCAAGUGCCGCACGUUCAUGGAAAGCACACGGACCCUCUGGGCGUAUCGGCAACGCCUCUCACUGACGCUGGAGCGAGGCCACCAACUACCGUCAUGCAGCACCUAUGCACCUACAUCCUUCCCAACACCAGCAUUACACUUUGCCGGCGACUGAGCUUUACCCGCUCAGUCGCCGACCAAGCAGAAGAGGGAGACGACGUCGAGGCCAGAACCAGUGGUGCCGUACUUCACCGCAUGACGGCCUCCCCUCAUGCAACAAGCAUCGAACUGUGCGCACUGCCGCCUGCGCUGGGAGCGUCGCUUGACGCCAGCGCCACGUCACUUCCUUCGGGCGCCGCUGCAACAGCGGUGGAGAGAGUGGCGCUGCUCGCGGGCUGCACUGAUGGCUCGACGCGGGUGUGGCUAGCGGCAGUGCCCCCGCCAUCGCCACACUCUUGCUGCGCGUGUUCAGUGGAUGUCAAAAUGGCCGAAGCCCCUAAACAGCCAUACAUUACCCGCGCCAACUGGAUCCCAAUCGGUUGCUUUUUCUGCACCAGCAGCGUCUGCGUUGUCUCCGGCUUGCUGAACGGCAGCGGGCAACGCGCCAGUGGCAACGGAGUAUCAGCACCGGUACCCUCGCUGCGGUGGAUCGUGGGUGACACGCUCGGCAAUGUGUAUCAGCUCCAGCUGGAGCGAGACGCCCCUGGUGGUGUGGCCGCCCUGCUAGGCAACUCGCAUGGCAUGCUGAAUGUGGCCGCCAGCGGCACGAGGAACGGCAAUAGCGGCGACUCAGAGGUGUCACUGACUCAGUUCAAUGCAGAUGACGUCAGCGCCAAACCGUGGGUUCGUUCGCUUCAGAAGUCACUCGCCAUGAUGAGCCACACCUCACCGGCCUCAGUGGUGCAAGCAAUGCUGACGUCCAGUGCCCGCAGUUAUGCGGAUGAGAGCUUUCCGGCUGGUGUCGGCAUGGCAACAGAUGAGGCUGUCGGCACCCUGGCGUGGCCAGGAUGGGCGUCUCACUCGCCGGAGGACUGGAUAGCUCCGGUGGAUAUUUCGUCAUCGCUGCCAACACUGCUGAGACGCGCUGCGUCCUCGACAGGAAUGAGAGCGAAUGUAGCCUCCGAGUGGAAGAACACGGACGGCAAGCUGCGGGCGGCAACGCGGUCUCCUUCUGCCGGCGCCGCGGAUGGAACUCUUCGGAUCGGCGACGAAAGUCCUCAGCUCUCGACAGCCGCCCCUCUCCACUCCACUCGUGCGAACUUGCCGCCCGUGCAGUGUUUUUGCCUGCCUGAUCUGCCUCAGGUGCAGCGAGUAAGUACUACUGUCUUUCCUAGCACAACAAACAUCACCGCCGAGUGUGCAACUGAGCGCGGCUCUGGCGGACCUGCCCAUCUGACGUUGCUGAACGGCAUUAGUCUCUCCUCUCCACCGGCAGCGCUGCCAUCGUUCGCGACAGGACCACGCCCGAACUACGGCGUGUUGGAGCACCAAGGCGCCUCUAACGACGGAAGAGCGCUCUCGGUGGAGCAAACCUUUUCGAUGCCGCUGACUAGUCUCUUGACAGAUUAUCGCCGGCAGGGGGCAGGCGCGGACAGCGGCACUUCAGAAGCCUCGAGCUGCAAGGCAGCGGCGGUGAAGCUGUCAAGACGCGGCGAAACGAAUGCCACUGUGCACUUUGAGGUAUCAACCGCGCCGCCCGUAGUAUCGCCAGCACCGUCACUCAACCAGUCGCUACCACAAGACGACCGCCAGCAACACUGCAGCAACGACGACGAUGAGGAAGACUACUUUGCUGUCUUGUAUGAAACAAAGCCACCGAUAUCGCAGCUUCCGUACGCCGAUCGGCCCGAGGCAAGUCGUGCCUGGCUACUUCACCAGCAAGAGGUACUGAAGGAGGCGAUGCGUGUGCAGCAGUACAACAAGUUGGCACGACGAGCACUGGAGGCGUACCAGCUGCGCAUGGCCACCGCGGCGGGUCUGUGA